AUGGAUAAGUGCAAUAAUAAUAAUAUUAUGAAUAAUAAUAAUAUUAUGAAUAAUAAUAAUAAUAAUAAUAUUAUGAAUAAUAAUAAUAAUAUCAUGAAUAAUAAUAAUAAUAAUAUGAAUAAUAAUAAUAAUAGUAAUAUGAAUAAUAAUAAUAGUAAUAUGAAUAAUAAUAAUACAAAUGAUAAAUUAUUUUUUUCAAUUUGGAGAAAUGUGUAUCUAUUUUGCCAAAUACAAAGACAUCUUAGAUUAUAUAAAGAAAAUAAAAAAAUAGUUAUUAACAUGUCAAUGGAUCAACUUAGAUACCAUCCACAUAGAAGAUAUGCAUCAACAAUUACUAUCCAAAUUGACCAGCCUUUAGAACCACAUGGCCAAGCUAUUCCUUAUGGUGCGACAGGAAUUGAAUUCCCACAUAAAUUCAAUCAACCAAUUAAAGCAGGUGAUCUUCCAAAUUCAGUUACCAAGUUGUUAUUUGGUCCACACUACACUCCUCAGGAAUUUAGUAUCGGAACGUUUCCAAGCUCAUUGGCCCAUUUAAAUAUAUAUACAUUCAAUAAGUGUAUUGAGCCUGGUCUAUUUAAUUCGGUAACAGAAUUAUACCUAAAUUCCUUUAAUCAAGUUUUAAAAAUAGGUGAUUUACCUAAAACAUGUCGAAAACUUCACCUUUUUUCAUAUAAUCAACCACUUUACCCAAACGUUCUUCCACAAUUAAUAAAACUACAUCUAUCAACUUUUAAUCGCCCAUUAUUGGAACAAGGUAUACUUCCUGAAUCAAUCACUGAACUCAAUAUGAAUAAAUAUAACCAUCGACUGUUAAACUCCCUAUCAUCGCUUACAUCCAUAAAAACUCUAGAAAUGGAUUAUUUUAAUCAAGUGAUAUCUAGUAAUGAAUUACCCAACACAAUAGAAACUUUAAAGCUUAUUCUUUUUAAUCAACGUUUAAAACCAAAUGUACUUCCAUCAUCCAUAAUCGUACUAUGUUUAAACAACUACAACUAUCCAUUAGAACCACAAGUAAUACCACCCAAAGUACAAACUUUGGAUCUAUACCGUUAUAACUGUGAAUUUGGUGAACACCUACUCCCUAAUUCUUUACUGCGUUUAUCUUUAUCAAGAUUUAACAAAUUUUUAUUUGAAAAUUUUUUACCAUCAUCAAUUACAGAUCUAGAUUUCGGCGAUGAUGGUCCAAAUACAUUUGAAACUAAAUCAAUUCCUCCAUCAGUUAAAAUAUUAAGAUUCCCAUCAUUACAUAGAUUACUUCUUCCAACCGGUAUUAUUCCCGAUUCAGUGGUGGAUCUAACUUUACCUCCUCACUAUAACCAUCCUCUUCAAAUAGGCUUAUUACCAAAAUCUCUAACAAAACUAUCUUUUGGCUAUUAUUAUAAUCAACCUCUAAAACCAAAUACAAUUCCUCAAUCUGUUACUCAAAUAAAACUAUAUGGACCCUACAAUCACACAAUACCAGAUUCCUUAAUAAACAGAUUAAAUAUAAAAAAAUACAAUUUUUAA
Molecule: messenger RNA, 1506 nt
Organism: Dictyostelium purpureum
Lineage: Eukaryota; Evosea; Eumycetozoa; Dictyosteliales; Dictyosteliaceae
Exons: 1
Coding region: 1-1506 (501 amino acids)
Source: RefSeq, a predicted model, not a curated record